CUACUUCCCUGUCUCCCUCACUCCCCGUUCCCCCGGCCCUCCCGUCUUGCCCCAUUCCUUCUCCUCCUCCAUUGUCCUCCCUUUCCCCUCUCUCUCCCCCUCUCCCUCCGUCCUUGAGCGCAGGGUCAAAGCCGCGGCCCGUCCCCUCCUCUUGCCGCCGGCCCCUCCUCUUCCUGCCGGGCGCCGUUCCCGGCCCGUUCCCGAGGCCCGGGCGGCGGCACCAGGUUUAUGCCCGUCUGGCACCAGCGAAGGAGUUUGGCCACUGCUGGGAUACAAAGGCUGAUCUAAGUGAAUCUGUAACCUGAGGGAUGAUCCAGAUGUUGCUGUGAAAUACCAAAAAUGUGCUGUGAUGACCUCCUUUGCAAAUGUACCAGGUCGUUAAUCUUGAGGCAUUGAUCCAUGGGAGUAGGACAUUGAGCUGUUGCUGAAUGUUGUUUAUGAUGUAGCUGCAUCUGAAGAAAUCCCCAGUGGCUUUGUGUCAUGCUGAGUAACAACAUGGGACAUGGUUUCAUGGGACGGGGAGCCAUGAUUCCAAGGAAGCUGAAGCCGUUUCUCUGCAGGAUGUUGUCGGGUUACAAACCCAAAAAUGACAUCAAGGACUCUUACAAAAUUCUGGGGCUCGAGGAAGGAUGUUCCCUCGAUGAUGUCCGAAACUCCUAUCGAAAUCUUGCCAAAAAAUACCACCCGGACAGCAGCUCCGGCAUGGCUGAUUCCAAGGCCUUCAUAAGGGUGGAGGAGGCCUACAGGGUAGUGCUCAACGACCUGGAAGCCAAACAGAUAUCGGAUCCCGGCGAGGAGGAGGAAGACCAGUUCAAAUCCAAAUCCCUGCAGCACAGACACUACCUGAGCUUCGAGGGCGUGGGCAUCGGCACGCCGAGCCAGAGGGAGAAGCAGUACAUGCAGUUCCGCGUGGACCGUGCCACCGAGCAGGUGCUGCAGUACCGGCAGCAGAGGCUCGAGAACCGCUACGCCGGCAGCGACCUGAGCAGAGCCGAGGACGUGAGGCAGAGCAAGAAAGUGAAGAUAACUCAGGCGGUGGAACGGCUGGUUGAGGACCUCAUCCAGGAAUCCAUGGCCAAAGGAGACUUCGACAACCUCAGUGGCAAAGGGAAGCCUUUGCAGAAGUUCUCGGACAGUCCCCACAUCGACCCCAUGACCCACAACCUGAACAGGAUCCUCAUUGACAAUGGGUACCAGCCCGAGUGGAUCCUGCUGCAGAAGGAAAUCCGGGAGACCAUUGAGCUGCUGAGGAAGAGCAUCGUGGCCUCCAGGAGGAAGCUCGGGGAGCCGAUGACGCUGUCGGAGCAGAAGCAAUGGGGUCGGGUUUGCGAGCAGUUUGCAGAAGACAUCAGGAAAUUAAACAAGAGAGUCGACAACUUCAACCUGGUCGUGCCCAUUCUGAGCAGGCAAAUGGUGCAUUUCAGCACGGACAAGGAAAUCCUCCGAGCACAAAAGACUUACGAGGCUGUCAUGGAAAAGGUUUCUGAUUCAGACACGAAGGAAAACGAGGGGGAAGAGGGUAAAAGGUUUGGGUGGAAGUCUUCUCUCUUUAAGUGGUUAAAACUUACACUGAAAUAAUUUCAUACUAACUCCUCUUGUCAAGGUUUUGAAUGCACUUUAUUAAUGAAAUGUAGCACUAGACAAAUUUCAGGUUCGCUGAAAAUGUCAAAUCCACACUGUCACCCCACUUAAUGGAAAUUUGGUUGUGUGAUGGACGUUUGCAUUAUAAAUAAUUGAGUUAUUUUUAAAUAUUAUUAAAUUAAAUGUGCCAGCUUG
This is a messenger RNA of Corvus hawaiiensis (hawaiian crow), 1776 nucleotides long. RefSeq names its product DnaJ heat shock protein family (Hsp40) member C28 (gene DNAJC28). The record is from RefSeq and is a predicted model, not a curated record. Lineage: Eukaryota; Metazoa; Chordata; Aves; Passeriformes; Corvidae. The transcript is spliced from 3 exons. The coding region runs from base 481 to 1578 and encodes 365 amino acids.